This is a messenger RNA of Trichomonas vaginalis G3, 768 nucleotides long. RefSeq names its product proteasome regulatory particle assembly. Lineage: Eukaryota; Parabasalia; Trichomonadida; Trichomonadidae. The record is from RefSeq and is a predicted model, not a curated record. The transcript has a single exon. Bases 1 to 768 code for a protein of 255 amino acids.
AUGACAAUGGAUCAAGAUAUUGCACAGGAAUUAACAGGUGCUGAUUUAAUUAGAAUAUAUGCUGAUUAUAUUGAUGCAAUGAGAAGUAUAUAUAAACUCACAAAUGACAAGAUUGAAAGCACUUUUAUCAAAGUUAAAGAAAUUUUAAUUAAUAAAUAUCAUUUAAAAACAUCGAUGAUUUUAAACACAUUGUUUAGAUGUACUUAUUUAAGGGACCGUUACAUGAAGGCAUAUGUAAAACUUUAUGACUUGAUUAAUAGUCUUAAAAAUAAAAAAACUCACUCUGUAGAUAAAAUCAAAGAUGUUAUCUCUGCAUUCGAAAAUAACAAGCAAAAAACAGACAGUUCUCAUAGAGACUACUACGAACUUUUGAAACCAAAAUCAUUAUUUAAUUCAAUCAUGAAUGAUGAUCUUGAAACAAUGAUAUAUAUAGUCAAUCAGCCAGGUUUUGACAUCAAUAUCAAAAUGAACAAAGAUUUAUUUAACAGUGAUAUGCAAUACAAUCUUUUGGAAGUUUGCUCUUAUUAUGGUUCAGAAAAAUGUUAUUUAUAUUUAAUACAGAACCAUAAUUUUGAACCUUCUGAUUAUUCGAUUGCAUUAUCAUUCUUAGGUGGAAAUCCACAGAUUAUACAUGAAUCAUUACCUUUAAUAGAUUCUUCAAAUAUUCGUGAAUGUGUUGAAUAUGCAAUUGUAUCACACAACAUCGAUUUCUUCAACUAUUUAAAUAACAACUUUCCUCCAUCAAAAUAUUUGUUAUAUUGUCAAUAA